Sycon ciliatum is the source of this 1680-nucleotide messenger RNA. Its product is annotated as transcription factor SPT20 homolog. Lineage: Eukaryota; Metazoa; Porifera; Calcarea; Leucosolenida; Sycettidae. The annotation marks the transcript as partial. The transcript has 4 exons. The record is from RefSeq and is a predicted model, not a curated record.
AUGCCCCCAUCGCCGUCGUUGCCGUUGCCUCCCCCAGAACCGCCACCUGCAUCUGUCAUCGGCAGUGCUGGGGCUGAGUCUGUGGUGUCGGUGGCAUGUCAACAACAACAACAACAACAACAACAACAACAACAACAACAACAACAACAACAACAACAACAACAACAACAACAACAACAACAACAACAACAACAACAACAACAACAACAACAACAACAACAACAACAACAACAACAACAACAACAACAACAACAACAACAACAACAACAACAACAACAACAACAACAACAACAACAACAACAACAACAACAACAACAACAACAACAACAACAACAACAACAACAACAACAACAACAACAACAACAACAACAACAACAACAACAACAACAACAACAACAACAACAACAACAACAACAACAACAACAACAACAACAACAACAACAACAACAACAACAACAACAACAACAACAACAACAACAACAACAACAACAACAACAACAACAACAACAACAACAACAACAACAACAACAACAACAACAACAACAACAACAACAACAACAACAACAACAACAACAACAACAACAACAACAACAACAACAACAACAACAACAACAACAACAACAACAACAACAACAACAACAACAACAACAACAACAACAACAACAACAACAACAACAACAACAACAACAACAACAACAACAACAACAACAACAACAACAACAACAACAACAACAACAACAACAACAACAACAACAACAACAACAACAACAACAACAACAACAACAACAACAACAACAACAACAACAACAACAACAACAACAACAACAACAACAACAACAACAACAACAACAACAACAACAACAACAACAACAACAACAACAACAACAACAACAACAACAACAACAACAACAACAACAACAACAACAACAACAACAACAACAACAACAACAACAACAACAACAACAACAACAACAACAACAACAACAACAACAACAACAACAACAACAACAACAACAACAACAACAACAACAACAACAACAACAACAACAACAACAACAACAACAACAACAACAACAACAACAACAACAACAACAACAACAACAACAACAACAACAACAACAACAACAACAACAACAACAACAACAACAACAACAACAACAACAACAACAACAACAACAACAACAACAACAACAACAACAACAACAACAACAACAACAACAACAACAACAACAACAACAACAACAACAACAACAACAACAACAACAACAACAACAACAACAACAACAACAACAACAACAACAACAACAACAACAACAACAACAACAACAACAACAACAACAACAACAACAACAACAACAACAACAACAACAACAACAACAACAACAACAACAACAACAACAACAACAACAACAACAACAACAACAACAACAACAACAACAACAACAACAACAACAACAACAACAACAACAACAACAACAACAACAACAACAACAACAACAACAACAACAACAACAACAACAACAACAACAACAACAACAACAACAACAACAACAACAACAACAACAACAACAACAACAACAACAACAACAACAACAACAACAACAACAACAACAACAACAACAACAACAACAACAACAACAACAACAACAACAACAACAACAACAACAACAACAACAACAA